Messenger RNA from Callithrix jacchus (white-tufted-ear marmoset), 3131 nucleotides. The record is from RefSeq and is a predicted model, not a curated record. NCBI's taxonomy places the organism in Eukaryota, Metazoa, Chordata, Mammalia, Primates, Cebidae.
AUCUGGAAAAGAGAUACAAGAUCCCAAAGAAUAUAUUCCAUUUCUUAAUACACUUAAGAAAAUGGAAACUCAUUAUCAGCGGUUUACUGUAGACAAAUACUUGAAACAAUAUGAAAAAGCCGUUGGCCACCUCAGCAAAUGUGGACCUGAGUACUUUCCAGAAUGCUUAAACUUGAUAAAAGAUAAAAAGUUGUACAAGGAAGCUCUGAAGUUAUAUUCACCAAGCUCACAACAGUACCAGGAUAUCAGCAUUGCUUAUGGGGAGCACCUGAUGCAGGAGCACAUGUAUGAGCCAGCGGGGCUCAUGUUUGCCCGUUGCGGUGCCCACGAGAAAGCGCUCUCAGCCUUUCUGACGUGUGGCAACUGGAAGCAAGCCCUCUGUGUGGCAGCCCAGCUUAACUUUACUGAAGACCAGCUGGCUGGCCUUGGCAGAACUCUGGCAGGAAAGCUGGUUGAGCAGAGGAAACACAUUGAUGCAGCCAUGGUUUUGGAACAGUAUGCCCAGGAUUAUGAAGAAGCUGUUUUCUUGCUGUUAGAAGGAGCUGCCUGGGAGGAAGCUUUGAGGCUGGUAUACAAAUAUAAUAGACUGGAUAUUAUAGAAACCAACAUAAAGCCUUCCAUUUUAGAAGCCCAGAAAAGUUAUAUGGCAUUUCUGGACUCUCAGACAGCCACAUUCAGUCGCUACAAGAAACAUUUCUUGGUAGUUCGAAAGCUCAAGGAACAAGCCCAGCAGGCAGGUCUGGAUGAUGAGGUACCCCAUGGCCAAGAGUCUGACCUCUUCUCUGAAACUAGCAGUGUUGUGAGUGGCAGUCAGAUGAGUGGCAAAUACUCCCAUAGUAACUCCAGGAUAUCCGCGAGAUCAUCUAAGAAUCGCCAAAAAGUGGAGCGAAAGAAGCACGGCCUCAAAGAAGGCAGUCUACUGGAGGACCUGGCCCUCCUGGAGGCACUGAGUGAAGUGGUGGAGAACACUGAAAACCAGAAGGAUGAAGUAUACCAUAUUUUAAAGGUACUCUUUCUCUUUGAGUUUGAUGAACAAGGAAGGGAAUUACAGAAGGCCUUUGAAGAUACGCUGCAGUUGAUAGAAAGGUCAAUUCCAGAAAUUUGGACUCUUACCUACCAGCAGAAUUCAGCUACCCCCGUUCUAGGUCCCAAUUCUACUGCAAAUAGUAUCAUGGCUUCUUAACAACAGAAGACUUCAUUUCCUGUUCUUGAUGGUGAGCUUUUUAUACCACCAAAGAUCAACAAAAGAAUUCAGUGGAAGCUGAGCCUGCUAGACUGAGUGACCGCAGUUAGGAGGGCUCUGACAGAGAAGACCAUUUCCAUUCAUUCCUGUUGUCGUAUCACCACUUGCUCUUUGAUGCCUGGGUACUGAGAACUGGAAAGAGUAAGAUGAUAACUUACCUUAGCAUUGCCAAGAGCUGCUAUGUGCACCAGGCAGACAGCAAGCGAUUCUAUUUAUUUUAUUUUGUGUAUACAUCUUGAUCAUUAGCAAGACAUUAAGCUUGCUGAUGUCUUGAUUAACCAGUAUAGCAUCAUUUUGUGAGAAUUACUGUUCUUUCAGUUGGGCUGUUUGAGAGCAUAAUUAUGGUAAUCAUGAAACUGGGUUUCCUUCCCAGCUACAGGUCUGAUUCAUAUUGGGACCUUGGACAAGUCAUAGUAAUUGAUUUGUGCCUCUGUUCUUGAUCGAUUAAUUGGAAAUAAUGUUUCAUGGUUUCUACUUCAAAAGUGUGAAGACAAGUAAUGUUUCUAAAUUGUCUUUUUUUAUUGGAGGAGAAGAUUACAAUGGCUAUUAUUGCUAUAUUUGGUCAAAUGUAAUCACUUAAAUGGUUUCUUGUCACCUUAAACUAAAGCAGAAUAAAAAGUAUCCUUUGAAAUUGUAAGCCCUCUUUUGCUGACAGCUGUUAUUUUGUAACACCUUACCAGGUCAUGUGCUUUCAGUUAUAACUGGGCUGAGCCUCCUAUAAUUACAGUGCCUAUAGGGACUGUUUUACUGCCUGUGUAUUUUCUGUUAGAGAAUUAGCAGUGUUAGAGCUUGAACAGAUUAGAACUUCUAAACAGUAUCAUGCACGUUUGGUGUGAGUGAUCAGUGUGCAUUGUAUGGCAUGCAUGGUCGUGAAUUCUUCUCUGUUCUCCACAUGCUGCUUUCUUUAACUCAAAUAUUUUUGUUAGUCUAGGUCACUUCAUUUAUUUUUCUUUCUGGUGCUUACCUGUCUUUAUACAGUUCUCCACCCCCCCAACCCCCCCAAAAAACUGUCUCAAAAUGAGAAUAUUUUAUUUUUAUGGUGAGUCUAGAAAACUCCCGGUUCAUUCUGAUAACAGUUGUGUGGCUAAUCCUUGGGUAAGGUUAAAAAUUCUUCCAUGUUUUAAAUAUCAGAACCAGACCUUCCUUACUAUAUCUUAGUCCAUUUGUGUCUCUGUAAUAACAACUAGCUUUCAAAGGAACUAAUGAGUGAAAACUCACUCAUUACCAUGAGGAUGGCACCAAGCCAUUCACGUAGGAUCUGCCCCUGUGACCAAAACACCUCCCAUUAGGCCCUACUUCAAAAACAUUGGGGAUCACAUUUCAACAUGAGGUUUAGGGAAACAAAUGCCCAAACUAUAGCACUGUACAUAAACUAACAGGAAAUGCUACUUUUGAUCCUCAAAUAAUUGAUACAGCCCAAAUUGUAAUUUUAGAAGCCUUUCACAGUGUAGCAAGAUGUUAACUAUAGAAUCAGUCUGGGGGUAUUCACUGUGUAAUAUAACUUUUCUGUAUGUUCAAACAUUUUCAUAAAAUAAUAGGAUUUUUUUUAAAAGAAGAUAUACUUUGGAGAAAGCUACUUUUUGACUUAUACUCCUAAUAGAUUUGUUAUAAUUAAGUGCCCAAUUUUGAAAGGCUGCAAGUACUUUGUAACAACUCAUUGGCAUAAGUAAAUAAGCAUGGUAACUUAUAUGGCAUUUAAAUAUAUUAUAGUGCUCUUGCUUUGGGUAAUUGUAAUGGGACUCAUGCUGAUAGACUGGAAAUAGAAGUAAAUGUGUCUAUUGAUAAUGGUGUGAAUUUUGAUGGACAUUCAGUUUCCUUAAAUAAUGUAUUGAAGCAGCAAGAAAUAAUUUGUUUGAAUGCAAAUUACUAUUAAUUACUGUUUCUCUCA